This is a messenger RNA of Paramecium sonneborni, 1820 nucleotides long. NCBI's taxonomy places the organism in Eukaryota, Ciliophora, Oligohymenophorea, Peniculida, Parameciidae. The record is from the annotation of a GenBank genome assembly.
AUGAGUAAGCUAUUUUUUCAAGAUUUCCUAUCAUCUAGAAAUAGAUCUACAUAAGAGAGAAAGAAGAUUGUUAGAACACAACAAGAAAUAGAAAGAAUAAGCGAAAGAAAAAUAAGUGAAACUUUAAAAUCUAACGAACAUAUUGUUGAGGAGUUAAGACUAUACAAAAUGAAAUUAGAGAAACAAGUUCAAGAAUAUUAAUAAAAAGUACUGCAUUUAUGAAAUAUAGAAUUUAGAAUUGGUUGAAAAAGCAUCAUAUUUAGAAGUACAGAAUACUACAUUAUAAUAUGAAUUAGAAACAUCUAGAUUGAAAUUAGAAACAAUUACAAAUGCUUAAUAAUCAUCAUAAACAUAAUAGAUUAAUCUAUUGAAGGAUUAAGUUGAUUCCUUAAUUAAAUAUAAAAUUGAGAGCGAAUCAUACAAAGGAUAAGUACUGACAUUAAAGAAUGAAAUUUUAAACUAUUAGAAGGAGAUAAAAGAACUAAUAGAAACUAAUACUUAAAUUAAGACAUAAUAUUCAAGUAUAACAAAGGAAAAUAAGAGAUGCUAAUAAUAGCUAGAUAAUAGUUAAAAUGAAUUUUAUAAAUUAUCUGAAAAAGUAUUAAAAUAAUUUUAUAAAUUAGUUUAAUCAAUUUGAAGCUAUGUAUCAUAGUAAAAUUAAAUAUUAUGAGGAAGUUUAAAAAUAAUUCGAGCUAGAGUAACAGAGAGUAAACUUUUAAUAUUAAGAGUUAGUGAGAGAUUUACAUCUAUUGGAAAACGAAAAUUAAUAAUUAUAUAAAUAAUUGUAACUUAAUUAAUAUGAAAAAGAAGAUUAAGACAAGAAGAUAUAAGAUGAAUAAAAUUAGUUAAAACAGGAAUUGCAAAAAGUUUAAGACGAAAAUAAAAUAUUGGAAAAAUCUCACAGAACUUUGAAAAUAGAAAAAAAAGUAAUAUAUGACAAUUAGAAUUAAAUUAAAUUAAAAAUUAAUAGAUUGGAGUAGGAUUUAAAUUAGAAAGAAUAAACGAUAAAAUAAUAAGAAUAACAAUUAUAGGAAAAAAUUCUAAUUAUUAGUUAGCUUGAAAAUAUUGCAUAUGGAUUAAAAUAGAGUGCAUAGGAGGGAAAAGAAAAUACGAAUUAAACUUUGCUACAAUAUAAGGAUUUAAUGCAAGAGUGUGAUUAAUUAGAAUAAUAAAUUGCAAGAUUAGAAUAAGACAAUGACAUUGUGAAAAAGGAGUAUGAAUAAGUUUUAUAUGAAUUGAAAGAUUUACAAUAGGAUAACAUAUAAUUAUAGGAAAGAAAUGCUUUACUUAUCAAGGAUAAUUAAUAAAUAUAGAUUGAGAAUACAAAUUUAUAAAUGGAAAUCUAGAAUUUAAAUUAAAGAGUUAUAGAAUUGUAAGAUUAUGCUGUUGAAUUUUAAAAGGAAUUAAAAGAUCAUAUAGAAUAACAGAGUAAAAUAAAUUAAUAGAGAUCCUUUUAAAAUUCUCAAUAUUUAUAAAAUUCUGCUACGUUAAGUAAUCAAAGAAAUAGUUUUAAUUCAAUUUAAAGAGGUACAGAUGAUUCAUAAGCUGUUGGAAACCAAUCACCACAAUCAAAUUAAACAACUACAAUAAAUCAAUUAAAAAAAUUAGUUAAAUAAUAAUGUGUAGAAGGAAAUCCUGGAUAUGGUUAAUAAUCUGUUGAGAACACAAAAAGACAUUAAGCUAGAACUGAUCAUAUUUCGAAUUCAAGCAAAAUACAAACUGACAGAUAAUUUGAUGAACAUUCAAAAGAAAACUGUUUAUAAAUUUUAUAGGACAAAUAUUAUGCAUUAAGAAAUAGAAUUUAUGAAUAAAAAAAAUGA